AUGCACGAGACAAUACGUAAUCAGUUGGAUCGAGAUGGGUUUGCCGUUUUGGAGGAUUUUCUACGACCAGCAGAAUGCGACGAGCUGGUUGCAGCGGGAAUUGAACUUACAAAACAAAUCCAAGAUGGUACCCAUAGAUCCGUGUUUUCAGCUAAUUUGGAGAAUCCCGCAACAAAGGAUAAAUAUUUCUUAGAAAGCAAUGAUAAAAUAAGAUAUUUCUUUGAAACAGACGCUCUGGAUGAAAAUGGUGAACUGAAAGUGGACCCCAGCGUUUCCCUCAAUAAGGUCGGGCACGCUCUUCACCUCCUGCAUCCAAUCUUCAGAUGUUACACAUACAGCGAUCGGGUCAAGGCCGUCUGUCAACAACUAGGUUUCACAGAACCAGCUGUCGUACAGAGCAUGUACAUUUACAAAAAUCCCGGGAUCGGUGGAGAAGUGAAGCCUCACCAGGACAUUACAUACCUACACACUGAUCCUGUCGCACCAAUUGGGUUUUGGAUUGCUUUACAAGAUGCGACAAUCCAAAAUGGUUGUCUCUGGAUGUUGCCGGGAUCUCACAAAUCAGGUGUACAUAGGAGAAUGAAGAGAACACAAGAAGGGACCCUGGACUAUGACCGACCAGCUCCAAUAUACCCACAAUCCAGUUUUACGCCAGUACCUGUCAGUAAAGGCAGCUGCGUAUUACUUCAUGGUAAUGUGGUCCACAAGAGCGCUCACAACAGUUCAGACAAGAGUCGGCACGCCUACACGUUUCAUAUUAUUGAGAGAAAGAACAACAACUUCUCACAGGAUAAUUGGCUUCAAGAGGGCAAGGAGGCACCGUUCGUAAAUAUUUACACAACUUCGCAGAUAGCAUAA
Messenger RNA from Pieris macdunnoughi, 858 nucleotides. The record is from the annotation of a GenBank genome assembly. Lineage: Eukaryota; Metazoa; Arthropoda; Insecta; Lepidoptera; Pieridae.